This is a messenger RNA of Alternaria infectoria, 1926 nucleotides long. RefSeq lists its product as uncharacterized. Bases 1 to 1926 code for a protein of 641 amino acids. The transcript is spliced from 4 exons. Lineage: Eukaryota; Fungi; Ascomycota; Dothideomycetes; Pleosporales; Pleosporaceae. Gene Ontology annotation, molecular function: RNA polymerase II CTD heptapeptide repeat kinase activity; ATP binding; cyclin binding. Gene Ontology annotation, cellular component: cyclin/CDK positive transcription elongation factor complex; nucleus. Gene Ontology annotation, biological process: transcription elongation by RNA polymerase II; positive regulation of transcription elongation by RNA polymerase II; protein phosphorylation. The record is from RefSeq and is a predicted model, not a curated record.
AUGGCGGCGGUCGAGGCGGUUGGAAUGGUCCACCGUAUCCUAAUCAAGGGUUACUACCCAAACCAACCGUACCCACAACCUGGCUUCCAGAACAGCCCCCAUCGCGGAGGACAUGGCGGCUACCGCGGCAACAACUUCAACGGCCCCGACCGCCGAAUGUCAGGUCCUGGCGCAAACGCACCGUUUGGCGGUCCAGGCGGACGAGGGCGUGGCGCGCCUACCCAAUUCUCCAACUUGUCAUGGACGCCAGCGUCAGGCACUCGAGGCGGCCGCCCAGCCACUGAAGCGCCACGCCCACAGCCCGCUGUCGCGUCGCAAGUACCUGCCGACUCUGCAUCUGUGGAUGCUGAUGACAACCCCUUCCGCCCAUCCAAAGAUCUGCGUGUAGAAGACGAGGGUUCCAAAGAGGACAAGAGGAUGGCACCUUCAAAGGCACCGACAGCACCCAAGUCAGGAUUUGGCUUUUCGUUGAAGACCAAGAAUCCUGUGCCACCAGCGAGCAAAGCAAAGCCUGGAGUGGAAGAGCCUGAGAAGCCUGCGCCUGCUUCCAAAGAGUCUCUUCUUGACCCCAAAGCAAAGGCGGCAGCGGCAGCGGCAGCGGCACGUGAAGCUUCCCCGCGUCACUCAGAAGCACGAAGCGAUCGGGAUCGGGACGCGAGGGACAGAGGUUACGACAGUGGCCGCGACCGAGACAACAGGGAACGAGAUCUGCGAAAGUCACCACCCCCUCAUAUACCCAAGACUAAGAUCGUUAUGAGGAAGCGCAUGAAACCUCGGCCUACGCUGGUCCCUGAACAUGCAGCUUCAGAGUCUGUAUAUUACCGGAAGCCCGGUAACGAAUCGGUGGUUGGAUCCGGCACCUACGGAAAGGUCUUCAAGGGAGUCCAUGUCUAUACGAAGGAUAUGGUAGCUCUCAAGAAGAUUCGUAUGGAGGGCGAACGCGAUGGCUUCCCCGUUACGGCCAUCCGUGAGGUCAAACUUCUGCAAUCUCUUAAUCACGCCAACAUCGUUAAUCUCCGAGAAGUCAUGGUUGAGAAGAACGACUGCUAUAUGGUUUUCGAAUACCUUUCCCACGAUCUUACCGGUCUUUUGAACCACCCGACCUUCAAGCUCGAACAAGCACACAAGAAGGACCUGGCCAAACAGCUCUUUGAAGGCCUGGAUUACCUCCACCGCCGCGGCGUUUUACAUCGAGACAUUAAGGCUGCGAACAUCCUUGUAUCCAAUACCGGACAAUUGAAACUGGCAGAUUUCGGUCUUGCACGUUUCUACGCGAAAAGCAGUAAGCUCGACUACACCAACCGGGUCAUUACCAUCUGGUAUCGAUCACCGGAGCUGUUGCUGGGAGAAACACAGUAUGGGCCAGCAGUCGACAUCUGGUCGGCUGCCUGCGUACUGGUCGAGAUCUUUACCCGGCACGCUAUCUUCCCUGGCGAUGGCGGCGAGAUCAAUCAGCUGGACAAAAUUUACAACAUACUCGGCACGCCCACUGUGCAGGAUUGGCCUGGCAUUGUCGACAUGCAGUGGUUUGAACUGCUACGGCCAACCGAGCGAAAACAGUCGACUUUUGAGGAGAAGUACAAGGACCGUGUUAGUCCUAUGGCUUUUGAGCUUCUCCAGGCAAUGUUCCUGUUCGAUCCCAAUGCGCGACCCACCGCCGCCGACGUGCUCGAGCAUCCUUUCUUCACGAGCGAAGCCCCGCCACCAAAACGUGCCGACGCGCUGAAGGAGCUGGAGGGUGACUGGCACGAGUUCGAGAGCAAGGCUCUUCGGAAAGAAAAGGAGAAGCAGGACAAGGAGGCGCGGCGUGUUGCGCGGGAAGAGAAGGAUACUGCAAGGAAGGACGAGGGUAAAAGACGGGCCGAGGCAAAUGCUGGCGAGGAAAGGGACGCGAAGCGAGCGAAGAGCGGUGAUGUUACGGCGUAG